CGGCCCGACCCGCUCCAGGCGGCUCCGCGGGGCAGAGGGGGAGGGAGCCGGCGCGCCCUCCCAGAGCCGGACUCCGACUGAGGGGGCGGGGAGAGAGGGGUGGAGCGCUGGGAGAGAGGCGAGGGGCCGCGACGGCAGGACUCCAUUAAGUCGCUCCAGCCGGGAGGCAGCGCUUCGCCGGCUGAGGAGGGGGACCGACGCCGCCGCCCCGCGAGCCGCCGCCCCCGCGCCUGUUGCCGCGCGAACCCCCGGCCGGGAGCACGAGGAGCCAGCGGAAGGAGCCAUGGCUCUGGACGGGAUAAGGAUGCCAGAUGGCUGCUACGCGGAUGGGACGUGGGAACUGAGUGUUCAUGUGACGGACCUGAACCGCGAUGUCACCCUAAGAGUGACCGGGGAGGUGCACAUUGGAGGGGUGAUGCUCAAGUUGGUGGAAAAACUUGAUGUAAAAAAGGAUUGGUCUGACCAUGCUCUCUGGUGGGAAAAGAAGAGAACUUGGCUUCUUAAAACACAUUGGACCUUGGAUAAGUAUGGCAUUCAGGCAGAUGCUAAGCUUCAGUUCACCCCCCAGCACAAACUGCUCCGCCUGCAGCUUCCCAACAUGAAGUAUGUGAAGGUGAAAGUGAAUUUCUCUGAUAGAGUCUUCAAAGCUGUUUCUGACAUCUGUAAGACUUUUAAUAUCAGACACCCUGAAGAACUUUCUCUCUUGAAAAAACCCAGAGAUCCAACUAAGAAAAAAAAGAAAAAGCUAGAUGACCAGUCUGAAGAUGAGGCCCUUGAAUUAGAGGGGCCUCUUAUCACUCCUGGAUCAGGCACUGAUGUUCUUUACAUUGGCCCUCUGAAAGGAAGUAUAUAUUCAAGCCCAGGACUUUAUAGUAAAACAAUGACCCCCACUUACGAUGCUCAUGAUGGAAGCCCCUUGUCACCAACUUCUGCUUGGUUCGGUGACAGUGCUUUGUCAGAAGGCAACCCUGGUAUACUUGCUGUCAGUCAGCCAAUCACAUCACCGGAAAUUUUGGCGAAAAUGUUCAAGCCUCAGGCACUUCUUGACAAAGCGAAAAUCAACCAGGGGUGGCUUGAUUCCUCAAGAUCUCUUAUGGAACAAGAUGUGAAGGAAAAUGAGGCCCUCCUUCUCCGAUUCAAGUAUUACAGCUUUUUUGAUUUGAAUCCAAAGUAUGAUGCAAUCAGAAUCAAUCAGCUUUAUGAACAGGCCAAAUGGGCUAUUCUCCUAGAAGAAAUUGAGUGCACAGAAGAAGAAAUGAUGAUGUUUGCAGCCUUGCAGUAUCACAUCAAUAAGCUGUCAAUCAUGACAUCAGAGAAUCAUUUGAACAACAGUGACAAAGAAGUGGACGAAGUUGAUGCUGCCCUUUCAGACCUGGAGAUCACUUUGGAAGGGGGGAAAACAUCAACAAUUUUGGGUGACAUCACUUCUAUUCCUGAACUUGCUGACUAUAUUAAAGUUUUUAAACCAAAAAAGCUGACUCUAAAAGGCUACAAGCAAUAUUGGUGCACCUUUAAAGAUACAUCUAUUUCUUGCUAUAAGAGCAAAGAAGAAUCCAGCGGCACACCAGCUCAUCAGAUGAACCUAAGAGGAUGUGAAGUUACCCCAGAUGUAAACAUUUCAGGGCAGAAAUUCAAUAUUAAACUCCUGAUUCCAGUUGCAGAAGGCAUGAAUGAAAUCUGGCUUCGUUGUGACAAUGAAAAACAGUAUGCGCACUGGAUGGCAGCCUGCAGAUUAGCCUCCAAAGGCAAGACCAUGGCAGACAGUUCGUAUAACUUAGAAGUUCAAAAUAUUCUUUCCUUUCUGAAGAUGCAGCAUUUAAACCCAGAUCCUCAGUUAAUACCAGAGCAGAUCACAACGGAUAUAAAUCCUGAAUGUUUGGUAUCCCCUCGCUAUCUAAAAAAGUACAAGAACAAGCAGGAAAAAGGAUGCAAAAAACAGAUGCCAGGCUAUAUAAGAGAUUUGAUAACAGCAAGAAUCUUGGAGGCCCAUCAAAAUGUAGCUCAGAUGAGUCUAAUUGAAGCCAAGAUGAGAUUUAUUCAAGCUUGGCAGUCCUUACCAGAAUUUGGCAUCACACACUUUAUUGCAAGGUUCCAGGGAGGAAAAAAAGAAGAACUUAUUGGAAUUGCAUACAACAGACUGAUUCGGAUGGAUGCCAGCACAGGAGACGCAAUUAAAACAUGGCGUUUCAGUAACAUGAAACAGUGGAACGUAAACUGGGAAAUAAAAAUGGUCACGGUAGAGUUUGCAGAUGAAGUACGAUUGUCCUUCAUUUGUACUGAAGUAGAUUGCAAAGUGGUUCAUGAAUUCAUCGGUGGCUACAUAUUUCUCUCAACACGUGCAAAAGACCAAAAUGAGAGUUUAGAUGAAGAGAUGUUCUACAAACUCACUAGUGGUUGGGUGUGAAUAGAGCUACUGUGUAAUGAAACUCCAUGGCCGUAACAAUAUUUAACUUUGAAAGCUGUUGUUUGUUAUAUGCUGCUUAAUAAAGUAAGCUUGAAAUUUAUCAUUUUAUCAUGAAAACUUUUUUGCCUUACCAGACCAGUUAAUAAGUGCACUAACAAGCACGACUAUUAAUCUGCUAUCAUGAUACAAUAUGUGGACUUGAAUGUGGCACACAUUCCUUAGGGCCAGGAAUUGAAAACUAAAGUAGUGGACAAGUCAGGAAUAAAACAUCACUGAUUUAAUUUAAGCUAGCCAAACCAAGAAACUCAAGCCAUAUACUUUAAAGCUAUCCAGGGCUUAAACUACAUGAAGUCUAUUUAUCAUGUUUAAUGCAUGUGUUUUAAUGUAUGUUUAAUUUGAUCUUGUGUUUUAAAAAUACCAACUUCUGGUAGGCUUUGAUGC
Messenger RNA from Mustela erminea (ermine), 2845 nucleotides. It is a transcript of the gene FERMT2, whose product is annotated as fermitin family member 2. The transcript has 18 exons. Bases 284 to 2404 code for a protein of 706 amino acids. Lineage: Eukaryota; Metazoa; Chordata; Mammalia; Carnivora; Mustelidae. Gene Ontology annotation, cellular component: focal adhesion; extrinsic component of cytoplasmic side of plasma membrane. Gene Ontology annotation, molecular function: integrin binding. The record is from RefSeq and is a predicted model, not a curated record. Gene Ontology annotation, biological process: cell-matrix adhesion; integrin-mediated signaling pathway.